Molecule: messenger RNA, 1929 nt
Organism: Sphaeramia orbicularis (orbiculate cardinalfish)
Lineage: Eukaryota; Metazoa; Chordata; Actinopteri; Kurtiformes; Apogonidae
Gene: gpsm3
Product: G protein signaling modulator 3
Exons: 5
Coding region: 409-1416 (335 amino acids)
Biological process (GO): regulation of inflammatory response
Molecular function (GO): GTPase regulator activity; protein binding
Source: RefSeq, a predicted model, not a curated record
CUACAGACGCUCUGACACUCACUCAUUUAGGAUUUAAAAAAAAAAAAAAAAAGAGAGAGAGAUUGCUUUGGAUUGGAAGAGAAAGCACAACCAAUGGGUUUUUCUUCUGCUUUUUUUUUCAUCUUCAUAAUAGUAUGCGUUGUCAGAUGUGGGCCAAGUAAAUAGGGGUGGGCUGUGGUAAGAGGAACAGGAAGAGAGAAGACGAGAGAAAGAGAAAAGGUAGAGAGGCAGACAGAGGGGAGGGAGCUCGUCACGUCGGCAUGUUCAAGUAUUCAUAGCACAGUUUUUUUUCCACAAAGAUACUGACCGGACAAAUGUUGAGUCAGAUAUGUUGAGUUUAGUGGCGUGACUUCAAGACACAAUGCUUUAGCGACACCUCAGAAGAUAAAGGGUUUUGACAGAUUAUUAAUGGACAGCUCAGAAAUCAGUGUUGAAAUGGGUGAGAAGGGGCCGCUGGAGCCCCUGGUCAUCACCGAGGAGGGGGAUACAACACAGGGCGUCGCUGAGACAGAGGCUGCCAUCGUAUCAGCCGUCACCGCAGAGUCGACUCUAGAAAAGGAAGAGGAUGACAGACAAGAAAACGAGAAGGGGGAAAACACAGCCGGAGCGAUGUGCAACGAGAAAGAACGUUUGCAAAACAGCACAGAGGAAGAGCAGACAGAUGAAGAUGUAGCAGGCAAGGAGGACAACACUGAAAGGGAUAAACUGGAGGAGAAAGAGAAGGAGAAGGAGAAUGAUGGACAAGAAAGUGGUGAGAGUGAAGAGCAAGAACACAAGGAGAUGGAGGUCCAAGAAAAACAAGUGGAUGUAGAGGAAUUGAACUGUUCCCAUGAGGAGACCCAGAGCCAAGAGGAUGAUCCAAAAAAGGCUCAUCGAUUAACCCCCGACUUCCCAGAGUCUUUGUACGAGCUCCUGUGCACCUUACAGGAGGGCAGACGACUCAAUGACCAGCGCUGUUCCUUCAGGCUGGAAGAGGGCAUCAGGAGGAGGAGGUGCCAUUCGGAACCCAACACCACCAAACCUGCCAACAGAGUCGUCUUUUCCUCCAUGACUUCACUGCAGAAAGAGGAGUUUUUCGAUUUGGUGGCCACUGCUCAAGCCCGCCGGCUGGAUGACCAGAGGGCACUGCUCGGACGCUCACCACCACCAAAACCAAGGUUCAGAAGUUUCAGAGGAAGCAUAAAACAACUGUCUUUUGUGAGGAAGCCAGAACCAGAGCCAGAGCCAGCCCCAGUGCCCAAAGAAGAUCUGUAUAAUAUGAUUCUCACCACACAAGCUCAGGGUCGAUUGGAGGACCAGCGCAGUCGGGCCCCGGGCCCCAUGGACGACGAGGACUUCUUCUCCCUCCUCCUGAGGGUCCAGGGGGGGCGCAUGGAGGAGCAGAGGACUGAACUACCACGCCUGCUGCAAACCUGAGACGGACAAAGCAAAACACACUGGGGUCACUGUGAGCCCUCAGUGAUGUUUGUCUUGUCUCAGCUGCCCGUUUUUUGAGCCUGUUCAUGUUGUUUGUGGAGAGUUUCCAUCCUUCUGAUGGUGUCGGUCAGUGAUAAAGCUGUUGAGACUGUGGCAGAACGCUAAUGUUUGACACACAGAUCUUUUAACUUAACUAGAUCCUGGUGAAAAUGUGGACUUUACUGCUUCUUUGGUAAUUUUUUUUGUUUCAAAACAGGACUGUGGCUGAAAGAGGCUGUGCUUUGUUAUCUUGCAAAAUUUGCAUUUUACUGAAUGUUACUGAAUGACUGAGUGGGUUUUGUGUGUUCUUAUCCUGCUUGUGUGGGAAGCACUCAACUGAUUUCUGUUAUUUUUCUUAUUUGUAGAUAUUAAAGACAGGAGGAGGGCGAUGAGGAGAUAAUAGCUUCGAGGUUGUACAGUGGUUUACUGUAUGAUAAUAGACCUUUAGAAAAUAAAUACAAGUUGUUCCUCAGA